This is a messenger RNA of Ilyonectria robusta, 2676 nucleotides long. RefSeq lists its product as uncharacterized. Gene Ontology annotation, biological process: dolichyl monophosphate biosynthetic process. Gene Ontology annotation, cellular component: endoplasmic reticulum membrane. Gene Ontology annotation, molecular function: dolichol kinase activity. The coding region runs from base 1 to 2676 and encodes 891 amino acids. The transcript has 2 exons. The record is from RefSeq and is a predicted model, not a curated record. Lineage: Eukaryota; Fungi; Ascomycota; Sordariomycetes; Hypocreales; Nectriaceae.
AUGCCCGAGCAUCUUAGCCCCGAGCCGCUGAAUGCUCUCGACCCCGACGAACAGCACAGCUUGAGAGCUCUCUCGCGAUCUCCCCACCCGUACCACCACCAAACCGCCGACCUCCCGCAUCCCUCCGACCGCUUCGCUCGACACGACGGCUCCGCGCACACGGCCAAGCAGGACCAUGGCGGGGACUUGUUGUCCCCUACGGCGUACCCUCCCCCGAUCGCCAAGGACUCGCCGCAGACCAGCGACAGCGGCUCCGAAGCGGACGACGAGCACUUCUGGAAGGGCCUUCCUGCGCCCAAGUCCAAGCCUCACAAGGGGUUGAGGGGUCUCAAUGAACCUCUCUCAGGAUCCUCAACGCCGCUGCCCUCUCCCGGCGCGCAAGAUGUCGAGGGCGCACGGCUUAGGAUUGCGGACAAGGUAUUCUCAACGGAUGGCAUCUCAGAGCCCCGUCGGGUCUUCGAUGUAAUCCGUCGGAGGAGAGUCGUUGCGCGACGAGCGACAGAGGCUGGCAUUGUCCUAGCUCUUGGUGCCAUGGUUGCUUCAAACCCCAACGUCUCACGAUUAUUAGAUGUUUGGGGAAAGGAUAUCAAACUCCUCAGUCUCUCUUACACCGGUGUUCUCAUCCUCUACCCUCUCCGAGUUACGGCCUCCGCAUACCGCAACCGCACUCCUUCACGAAGGAUUCCGCUCGAACUCCCAGUGAAUUUCGAUCCCGCCCCUCUCUUAUACCCUCCUGCGAUCACCUUGUUCGUAUCUCUCCUCGUUUCAACCAACAACCCUGCUGGAGUGCUGCCAAACAUCAUUCUGAGCAUCUGCUCAAUCCCGCAGAAACUUGUUCCCAAAGCCGAUCCUUAUGCCACAUACGACGUCGUUUUCUGGGCGCUCACUUGCCUGCCUUUAAUCUGGAGCUCUGCAUAUAAAGAUCACCUAGACUUCAAUCCCGCGCUCCCAUUGUUGUCAGGGGAGACGGCUGUAUUACUAUAUCCCUUGCACCAAACACUGUGUGUGGUGCUGCAUCAUCUUACCACGACCAGUCUAUUGACAGCUGAGCUACAGCUAUUAUCGAUUGCGCUCAUCAAUGUCUUGCUUCUGGCCUCUUCUCCCCAGGCCUUGGUUCUGAAGGCUCUUCUCUGGGGAGGUGGGCUGGGCGUGCUGCUCUUCUGCGCUCCCGUUAUUAGGUGGGGAAUCGCUUUAGCAAGGGUUCCGAAAUGGCGAUUCCGAAAAGUCUCCGGCUCUCAAGAUGUGCCCAUGUUGAAGAAGAUCACGCACUUCCUGUCACUGCGGCGUAUCAAGAAUGAGUUAUUAGGCUCCAACCCCGAGGACGCUACUUAUGACACAGCUGGAUCAUCUGAGGACGAGGCGGGCCCGAUGUUGUUUAAGAGACCAUCAAAAGUCCGCACAUUCGGACCUAGCGAGGUAUCACCGGACGCUGACAGCCUCCCCCCUUCUCCCACGGCAGGCGAUACGGCCUUUGCGAAUGGAAAUUCUUUUAUGCGAAGACAUACGUUGCCAUAUAUCGACAAUGUGGUUCGCCGCAACGCGACACAUACGCCGUCUGGAAGGAGGAAGCGGGCCACUUCAAUGUCGGUCCGGCCAUUUUUCAAGUUGACCCAGGGUCAGGCAACUCUGAGAAAGUGGCUCUAUGCUGGAUAUGUAUACGCCAGCAUUCUGGGCAUAGCAUUGGUUGGUAUCCGUGCAUAUCUCGAGAAGUUUGCAUUCGAUGGCAAUGAACCUAUCGGAUGGGCGUUGGGAUAUUUGUUCGGCGACCUCCCUUGGUUCAGGUUCCAAGUUAUCCAUGCCAACUUAGAGAGGUGGAUAUGUCUACCAACGCGACCAGAUGACGACGACCGCCAGUGCCACCUGGGCUGGGUGCAACAUAUCCGCCACAAUGAUUUUGGAGAAGCUAAUACGCGACUCUUAAUCAGCAUGUAUUGGCUUGCCAUUCUCAUUGUUGGGCUCCUGAUCGUCUUUCGCCUGAAGGAAAUCUACGAGGUUGACACAAGGCGGAAGGUGUUUCAUUUCAUGAUGGUGGGCAUGCUUCUUCCGGCGACCUUUGUCGAUCCAACUUUUGCAGCCCUGGCGCUUUCUCUCAUCCUAGCAGUCUUCCUGAUCUUGGAUUUGCUGAGAGCGAGCCAGCUCCCCCCAUUGUCCAAGCCAAUCGCGACCUUUCUCGCACCCUACGUUGACGGCAGGGACUUUCGAGGUCCAGUCGUCAUCUCUCACAUCUUCCUCCUCAUCGGUUGCGCCAUUCCUCUUUGGCUAGCUCUGGCUUCGCUUUCCCGAACCGGAUCGGAUUAUCUUGCUGGAUGGGAGGUUCCCACCAGGGAUGUAAGCAUGGUAUCCGGUGUUAUUUGCGUCGGCCUGGGAGACGCGGCUGCAUCACUCAUCGGCCGCCGGUACGGCCGCAGGAAAUGGCUAUGGGGCGGUGGUAAGAGCCUCGAAGGCAGUGUGGCUUUCGCCGUGGCCGUCUUCAUCGGUAUCGCUGCCGCAAAGAUCUGGCUCACAAUCGGCGGCUGGCCCGCCACCGACGAGCUGACCAGCGUCCUCGUGAGCGCCCGGAAUGCCGGCAUGUGUGCCUCGAUGGCGAGUCUGACGGAGACUGUCCUGACGGGCGGGAACGAUAAUGUCAUUGUGCCAGUGAUCCUCUGGACAUGCGUGAAAAGUCUAGGGAUUUGA